AGCUCCUGAGGAAAACCGGAACUGCGUCGUGUGUGCGUCGGUCGCUCGGUUGGUCGGUCGGUCGUCGUUCCGUUAGUUUGUGCUGCAUCACUCGAGGUUACCCCCAGGCGCGGUUAGUUUGCAUUUUGCGUGUCGUCGUCGUCGUCGUCGUCAUCGCCGGGCCGGGAUCUGGAAGUCGUUGUUGUGGAGGAGAGGUCGUUGCUCGUUGAGGAAGCACAGACGUACGGAAUUCGGAGCAACCUCAAUGUUUUCCGUCUGUCAGUUCGGUAUGCGUCCGCGAGGGGCCGGGGGUGCGUCGUGAGGGAUUUUUCUACGGUUCGGGUUCGCAUAUGCAAAGCAAAGCGAUAGACAGCUAUACGACAGGUAUACGGUUAUACGGUCCAAAUAAUCCAGCAGCAGCAGCGGACGGGGGGUCUAAAUGUGCUGUUGAUAGCCCUGGUGUAUAGCGUUGAUGUAACGAGGGCACACAGGUGAAUACGUACAUACACACACACAUGGUCAUACAGAGAGAGUGAGGAUAACGGAGAACGCAAAUGCAGCAUUUUUGCAAUUCAAAUCUUCCUCCCCCUGCGUCAAGGCUGCCGUCUACCGACCGCGCGCGCGUGUGAUGAUGCCCCAAAGGGCGGCGGCAGCAGCAGUGAAGGUGAAUUAACUUGUAGGAAGUGGUGGUUUUUUUCGGGCUCGCAAAAGGCUUAAUUUAUUCUACCAAUCGACCGACCACAGGAACAAGUACGAACUGGACUGGACCUGAGGCAGCUGAUUUGCAUGCAGUGCAAUGAGGAUCGGUCUAUGCGGACCUUCAGUGAAUCUAUACAACUCUAGUGCGUCCGACCUAGGAAGUUUUGAAUUCCAUCGAUAGACAACGGAGUAAAUGUGAUAAAUUUCUGGUGUCAAACAGAAUCGCAGUCAAUUUGGAUUACACGAUACAUAUCAGCAGCAAUAGCAGCAGCAGCAGCAGUAAAGGUCUUCCAAGGUGGUAGCAGCGAGUGUGAGUGUGAGCCUAUCCCUGAGAGGGACGAAGCAAUGAAAUAAAUUUGAAUUUAAUUCGAUCCGAUCUUUCCGCAUUCCGGGAAAACCCAGUUCCUUCUUGGCAGCGAAGAAGCCACGUAACGGAAUUACUGAGAAUGCCCAAUUGGAUAAGGUGUGUCAUGUGCAGAUUCGGACGGGAUUCCGAAGAAAGUUGUGUCUGUGUUGCAUAAAUUCUGGCGAGAUCAGUGCUCCAGGUGAAUUGUGACCGUUGUCAGAUGGUGGUUUCACCGGAAAAUAAGGAUACCUUCCCUUCGACACAUAUCAGUACCCAGAGUGAAUAUUAAAAAAAAGCAAGAGAUUAAUCCGUUCUACCCAAUCAAAGCAUAUCAUCCUUUUUCUAGUGGUGUUUUCGUAAGCGUUAAGGUAGUGUUUUAAGUGAGUGUUAUCCAAGGGUAAAAUAAUCGUAGAGAAGAAAAGUUGUGAUUUUCUAAAUUCUAACGCCUCUGCCGUAGCAAUUGUAAAUUCUUCGUUUGUGUAAGUGUUAAGCUGUGUUAAGUAAGCUCAAUCAACGGGUGUAGCUCGAUUUCCCCCUCUUGCGGUAAGUUCGUUGCUCUGACUGACAGCGACUGCUCAAUUUUUCGUAUAACAAAGCAAACAGAAAAUCGUUCAUCAGUAAGGACAAAAUCAGCGUUCAGCAAAGGAAUUUCAAUACAAGAACAGACGAUUUUUAAUCUAACAAAACCGGACCGGAAAAUAGGUGCUACCAAACUGUUAGUGGAAAAACAGCUGCUGUUCCCGAUUCUCUGUGAAAGGAAACUUUUCAACGUAGGAGCUUUUAGCCAGGGAUAAACCCAUACAUAUCAUCAUGCUAGUGACAAUGCUGCGAUUCGUUUUGGUCGUUCUGAUUCUAGGACCGAAUAUUAAGACUGCAAUAGCUAUAUUAAAUUGUAUAUUAGCGAGACAACUCUGUUUCGAGGAUCCGUCAUGUUCCGCCAUCCUAGAAAUCAUCCCACGCGUGUGCGGGCCAGUACCAGUGGCCUGCAGCACGGUGACAGUGACCAAAUGUCAGGCGGCCCUGCGGACGCUGCAGGCGUUUCCGUUUUUUCGGCCAACCUGCCUGUGCAAGGAGCCCGGCAUCGAUCCGGACUGUAACUACUUUCGGGAUUUCCUGUUCGACCAUCCGUGCGGCUUCGUGUCCAAGAAAGAGAAAGACCCCUACCCGGUGGAUGCACUGCCCACGUGUAAUCACGCGCUAUCCGUCUGUCAGCAGGAGCGAAAGUGCAUCAAACUGUUCGAUGAUUUCAAAACGCACUGCAAGGUGCGGGAAAACAAGUGCCGGAUGGAAGAUAGAGAAUUGUGCUACGAAGCAUGGACUAAUCUCCGAUUAUCGCCGAUGUUCGGGUGUAUCUGUCCGAACAACCACAUGAAGCGCAGAUGUGAUAAAAUAUUUAGCGUUGUUAACCAUAAUCCCUGCGUUGUGCGAGCGAUGGGCAUGGACGAUAAUUAUCAUCGCUUGCUAGACCAGAACAUGGCACUGAUCGAGACCCCGCUGGUGGCGCCUCCCCAUGCCUACUUUCCGCAGCACUUCAAGACGGCCCUCUAUCCGUACAACAUCUCCGGCUACCAUCGGCAGCACCAGCACGGACAUCACGGUGGCCACUUUGGCAUGCCUCACGGCAACGGCAACGGCAAUGGGCAUGUCCAGUAUGGCGGCGAAAAUGAGUACCACCUGGCCGGUUCGGUUCCCCCUGCGGUGGGCAACAUCCUGAUCAGUAUGGACGGAGAUGAUGAUGGGGCCGACGCGGCCAUCGAAAACGGAGGAUACUACGACAACGCGGUGGAAAGACAAAUUGGAUCCGACGAUAUCGAGGAGAAGGAAGCCGAGAUGAGUUUCAUCCAUUUUCAGAGCACCUGCCACCUGGCCAUGGACUCGUGCCGUUUGGACUCAGGCUGCAACUCCGCCUUCAAGACGGUAAUGAUGCACUGUGACCUUCACCAUUGCAACCGGAACGCCUGUAUGGAAUCGUUACAGAGCUUCUACAAGGGCAUACACGACGACCUGAGUCUGGACAUUGCCUUCUGUUUAUGCAGGAAAACACCGAACCGUCACGACAGCUGCAUGAUUGCUCAAGAAAAGCUCCACCCAGCUUGUGCCCAACGGCCACCGGAGAACCUCAGUGCUCAGGAGCCAAACGGAGCGUUGUUCAGUCCACCACCGUCCUGCCAUACGGUGGCAGAAAUGUGCCGUCAGGAAGAAGAUUGCCGAGCUCGGCUGGAGGUGUUUGAACAGUCAUGUGCCGUGGACAGCGUUACGAAGAAGUGCGCCGGAAAGACCAGCGGUUGCAGGCAAGCCAUGCUCGGUAUCCUCGGAACACCUCUACGCACGAACUGUGCCUGUCAGGGAUCGGAUCUACAGCAGCUGUAUGAUUGUCUUGGUUGGCAGAGAUUGCUCUGGCUGAAUCCUUGUGUCGUCGAAUCCCAAAAAGAUUUCCACUUGAAGCGCCUAGCUGAGCUGGGUUUGUUGACAACGACAACGACUCCAACGACGACCACAAUGCGCACAACUCGUCCUACACUGCCACCAACUCCACCACCAACGAAGCCGAAACCUGUCUAUCGUCCGAAAACUACCGUGGCCCAACCGAUCGAGACAAACUACAUCGAAACGCCGGACACUCGUCCGGAAACGCUGGUGCACAAGGGUAACGAAUUGAUCACCCGAACCGAUCUGGAUCCACCACACCCGGACGAGUACGAAAGCAGGGGGAAAGUAAUACAUGCAUUCCAGGAAGUGGAUCACGAUGAUGAUGACGAUCGACCUCCGAUCGGCAACAACAAGAUCCAUCAACGCCCCGACGAACAGGUACUGCAGAUGCUAACGACGGAAGCGAUGGAGAUCGAGACUCUUCCGCCAACGACUACCACUACUACGACUACGGAACCAACGACUACACCGGUCCCGAUUCGCUACUGCGUAGUACAACGCUCCCAACAGUCAGAUCAACACAUAGCGGAGGGGAAAAGUCGACGGCUCUACAUGCUGGACGACGCCGAAUGCAGUGAGCUGUGCUUCUGUGGAGGUGGCGAUACGUUGUCACUAACGUGCCAUGCGCUGUGCGUCCCACUUGCACCGUGCCGGACGUCGUUGGCAUACUACAGUCAUGCAGCACCGGCUUACCAAGCCUACCGGGGGCGUUGCUUAUGCUACUCCGGCAGGUUCAUCUGUAUGCGACCACCACCUGGAGAGUAUUCGUUGCCAGGUGGAAUCUUUCUGUUACUAGGUUAUAGUUCUACCGACGAAGCACUGUUAAGACCGCACACUAAUCUAGGAGUUCAGGACGCUGUUCGAGCGCUGCAGCAGUACGUGCUGCAGCAUGUCAACAAUGAGACCUCUUGUACAUUAACAUUAUUUAACAUCACCGAUGAAAAUAUCAUCCUAUCGAUAAGACUACCCCACGAUCCUAAGCUUUCGAAUAUAGAGUUACUUAGGCUAGAGAAGGACCACUGUACAAAGAUCCUCGAAACCAUCAGUCACCAGAUCAACACCCAGCACGUCGAGAUGUCCGCCCACCGUCUGCUGAGCAUCUUCAAGAUGGCCGAGGUGCAAGUGGUUUGGCCGGAAAUCAGCCGAGCCACUCGGCCGCCCACAGCAUCGGGACCCCAGCUGCUCACCUUGCUGCUGGCACUCGUCGCGUCCUCGGCCGUCCCAUUCGUCCGGUGGCACGUGCAAACCCUCCGAUGGUUCGUCGUCACGUGACGUUAGGUUUCAUCACAGGUCGUCAUCGUCAUCAUAGGCUAAUCACGUCCAAAUCGCGUGCACGCGUGCGCGUGUGUGUAAUGUAAUUGCACUCCGUUACUUCACCAGCAACUUCAACAACAACAACAACAACAUCAACAUCAACAAUAACAACAACAUAUGAAAGAUACGCUUCGUUUUCGGCUUCAUCCCAUACGCCCUUCUCUAGUUGAACUACUUACACACAUCGUUGUACAUGAGGUUUGUAUAAUAAAAAAUUGAACUCAUACUAACACUAUACUCAGAAACAUGUUGAACCACAAAACUGUUACACUAUUGCGCCCCCUAGUCAUAAACAAAAACUACACUAAACUUUUUAGAAGAGAAAUGAAUUGCUAAGAAAGAACAUUCUUUGAACAAAACAAAGGGAAAACAGUUACGUUUUUUACUUGAUAUAAGAGAAAGGUGGGCAAGUGUUGUGUAAAAAGCUGCGACUGACUUUAAAAAAAAGGAUUUUUUGUGUUUCAAAACUUCCGGAGCGAUUGUGUGAGAGUGCGACGCAAGUGAAUUGCGGUAGUAGAUGUCAAAUGUGUUCUAAUAGAAAGUAUAAUGA
This is a messenger RNA of Ochlerotatus camptorhynchus, 5318 nucleotides long. RefSeq names its product Glial cell line-derived neurotrophic family receptor-like (gene Gfrl). Gene Ontology annotation, cellular component: signaling receptor complex; external side of plasma membrane. NCBI's taxonomy places the organism in Eukaryota, Metazoa, Arthropoda, Insecta, Diptera, Culicidae. Gene Ontology annotation, biological process: nervous system development. Gene Ontology annotation, molecular function: signaling receptor activity. The record is from RefSeq and is a predicted model, not a curated record. Bases 1835 to 4726 code for a protein of 963 amino acids. The transcript is spliced from 17 exons.